Messenger RNA from Panicum virgatum (switchgrass), 2401 nucleotides. Its product is annotated as lecithin-cholesterol acyltransferase-like 4. Gene Ontology annotation, molecular function: glycerophospholipase activity. Lineage: Eukaryota; Viridiplantae; Streptophyta; Magnoliopsida; Poales; Poaceae. Gene Ontology annotation, biological process: lipid metabolic process. The record is from RefSeq and is a predicted model, not a curated record. The coding region runs from base 597 to 2198 and encodes 533 amino acids. The transcript has 11 exons.
AGAGUACGGGACGGGAACGGGAUAGCGAAGCCCUCACGCCGCCGGAACCCCACCACCUCCCAAUCCGGAAGCGAAUAAACGCCGCAGGAUUCCGACCGCGGUCCGUACCCCAGCGUCGGCGUCCCCCGAUUGGUUCCAAACCUUGCGGCUUGAUUCGUGCGAUCGGAGCUGGUUUGGCGGGAAGGCUCUCGCUUUCCUGCCGGCGCUUCAGCUGGAGCGAUUGGGGGUUCGGUCGGUGUUCAUGUUCUAGGGGUGGGGGCGUCAGAGUUGUCGGCGUUUUCUUUUUCGUUUCACUGGUGGCUGCCGCAGCCAAUCGAGACUGCUCCUGUUUCCUAUCUAUGGCCCAAUCGCUUUAGUUUUUGCUCUGAUUUCAAUCCUGAUUUCGCUGUGUUAGUCUGGCGAAACAAAUUGCAAGCUGAUUUCGGGAAUAUUUUCAGCUUACCCUGAUUUCGCUGCAAUUUGCUGAAAUCGCUGAGCCAUCAUCGCUGCUUGCGUGAUCUGAUAGCUGCUGAAGCGGGGGCAGUUGCCGCUGGCUGCUGGUUGGGGUUGAAUUUGGAUAGAGAAGUCUUGGAAAGGCGCAGCCUUUUUUGGUGACCAUGACGCUACUUGAGGAGUUGAUCCGGGCGAUAGAGCUCUGGCUGCGGAUUGUCAAGGAGCAGGUGCCCUUGGUCGAUCCAACCCUUGACCCGGUGCUACUUGUUCCUGGUAUUGCCGGCUCCAUCCUUGAAGCUGUUGAUGAGGCUGGGAACAAGGAGAGGGUGUGGGUGCGCAUCCUUGCUGCGGAGCAUGAGUUCCGGGAGAAGCUCUGGUCCAGAUUUGAUGCCUCCACUGGUAGAACUGUUUCUGUGAAUGAGAAAACAAGAAUUACCGUCCCCGAGGAUAGAUAUGGUUUGUAUGCCAUUGACACAUUAGACCCAGACAUGAUCAUAGGCGAUGAGACUGUGUACUACUAUCAUGACAUGAUAGUGGAAAUGAUUAAAUGGGGAUAUCAAGAAGGAAAAACUCUCUUUGGGUUUGGUUACGAUUUCCGCCAAAGCAAUAGGCUCUCAGAGACCCUUGACAGAUUUUCCAAAAAGCUGGAGUCAGUUUACACAGCUUCUGGUGGGAAAAAGAUAAAUCUCAUUACUCACUCAAUGGGGGGAUUAAUCGUCAAAUGUUUCAUAUCUCUGCACAGCGAUGUAUUUGAAAAAUAUGUUAAGAGUUGGAUUGCAAUUGCUGCACCAUUCCAAGGUGCCCCUGGGUACAUAACUACUAGUCUGCUGAAUGGAAUGUCUUUCGUUGAAGGAUGGGAAUCAAAAUUCUUUAUUUCAAAGUGGUGUAUGCAACAAUUGCUACUUGAGUGCCCAUCAAUCUAUGAGUUGUUGGCAAACCCAAACUUCCAGUGGAAAGACACUCCACUGCUACAGAUUUGGAGAGAGAAUUUGGAUAACAAUGGUAAGAAAAGUGCCCUGUUGGAGUCGUAUGAGCCUGCGGAAGCAAUAAAGAUGAUUGAAAAGGCUCUUUCCAACAAUGAGAUCAUUGCUGAUGGGAUGCAUAUUUCUGUGCCCCUUAAUUUGGAUAUAUUAAAGUGGGCAAAGGAAACUCAUGAUAUUUUGUCCAGUGCAAAGCUUCCAGAAUCAGUGAAGUUCUACAAUAUAUACGGGACUGAUUAUGACACUCCACAUACUGUCUGCUAUGGUAGUGAACACCAUCCGGUUUCAAAUCUUAGUCACCUUUUAUAUGCUCAGGGAAAAUAUGUCUAUGUUGAUGGUGAUGGAUCUGUCCCAGUAGAAUCAGCAAAGGCGGAUGGGCUUAAUGCAGUGGCAAGAGUUGGGGUUGCAGCUGACCACCGAGGAAUCGUCUGCAGCCACCACGUAUUCCGGAUUGUCCAGCACUGGCUGCAUGCUGGAGAACCUGAUCCGUUCUACAAUCCCCUGAACGACUAUGUCAUACUCCCAACAGCCUAUGAGAUCGAGAAGCAUCAUGAGAAACGUGGGGAUCUCACAUCAGUUUCAGAGGACUGGGAGAUCAUCUCCCCGAGCGACGGCGAAACCAUGAGGCCAGCUGAGUUAGCUCCUAUGGUCGGCACGUUAACUGCAAGUCGUGAGGGCAAGGAGGGCACACUGGAAGAGGCACAGGCGACCAUCGUUGUUCACCCAGAGAACAAGGGGCGGCAGCAUGUGGAAGUUAGGGCUGUUGGUGUCAGCCAUGGUGGCUAGGCGUAGGAACCACGUUGGUUGUUUGGCAGCUAAACCUCUGGGCACGGUAACACACACUGUAAAGUGCAUGUACAUAUGGGCUACGGCCUCUGUUGGAAAUUUGUGUUUAGAGCUGUAAAAAUGUUUAUUCUGCGUGUAAAUGUUCAGAACUGAAUGAGCAAAGUGGUGUUUGGAAUACAACUCCCUCGCAAAUAAUUUGCUUA